CGUAAAUUAACUAUCCAGCUGAGAGAACCACCAACCACAUCAAAACCCGAUAAACUUAUUCAAUAGAUACAACAAUUUCUAACUGCGUCAUUUAUGUAUAUGUAUAGAGAAAGUCGAAAAGGAUCAAAAGUUAAAAUUUCUAUUUCUGCAUAGAAGUGCAUAUCUGCUAUUCCUCUUUACUUGUUCAUAAUAGAAUAUUGAUCCGAGUUAAUUGUGUGUAUGUUAAAUUCUUAUAUAUACGCAGUCCUACACAUGCUUAGAGAGAUGAAAACAACAAGCAAUGGUCGUUAAAUGCAUAUUCACUAGUAUUUUGACAUAUAUGCUAAUAACCUCAGUUAUUGGAAAUGGCCCUAGUCAUUCAGGUCAACAGAAUCACGGUGUAGAUGAUCCAGUCACUCAAAAAAUAGAAGAAUCUACUUCAGAAGAAAGCAGCAUGACAAAUAAAAAACUGAGGGUAGGAAUUCAAAGCAAGCAAGACAGACAUCGUUAUAAAUUGCAACAUGAAGUCAAGUUGGACGGUGAACGUCGGAUAUAUGGAAAAGGAAAAUUUGGAAGGGAAUUAUACAAAAACGUAAGAUUCAGAAAGCAUAAAGGACCUAAUGACAAACGAUUUCGAAAAAAAGUUGAUGUAAGCGGACAUUUAAGAGACUAUACAAGGCGGUAUGAAUAUAUUUCGCAUAAUCUUGAAGGUGAAGAGAAUGACGAAUUCUCAUUCAAACAAUGGACGGAAGAGAAUUCAGAUGAUAUUGUGCAUCAGACUCAAAUGGUUCAACACAAAAAAGAGUAA
This is a messenger RNA of Trichobilharzia regenti, 787 nucleotides long. NCBI's taxonomy places the organism in Eukaryota, Metazoa, Platyhelminthes, Trematoda, Strigeidida, Schistosomatidae. The record is from the annotation of a GenBank genome assembly.